AUGUCCGACCCCUCCGUUGGACCCCUCGGCGAUCUCUCCGGCCUGACCUGGGAUCCCAUCCGAAAGAAAUACUUUCCCACGCCCCGCGAGACGCCCUCGGGUCCAUCCCGGGAUAGGGAUGAUCCCAUCCCCUUGUCUACGCCCGCUUCGAAGCGGCCAAAGGCGGAGCUCCCGCUCCGAGCGCACAGGGAUCUAUGUGAGUUGAUCGUCAGGGAAGGAAGGAGGGCGAUGGCGAUGAAGGGGAGGGGAUGGAGGUAUGGGCUGAUAACCAGGUCGACAGGGGAUCAUCUCGCUAGUCUGGCUUAUGAAGGGUUGGAUACGGGCUGUUCAUGCCGUAGCGAGCGGAUCACUACUCUACAGGCGGGUCUAGCCGUUUCGUUCAGAGAAGGCAGGGCUGAUGGGCAGACCUUCACUGGAGGGGCAUACCUUGCAGCUACGGACGGAGGAAAGGUGAUGAUGCAGGAUCUGGACGGGACGACGCAUCGGAUAGGCGUCUGCUCUGAUCCUCUCGUCGGCCUGCACUAUGACAUCGCUCGGAUGACCAUCAUGACCGUCUCCGCUGGCGACGAUCCCCACCUGCACCUCUUCAAACGGGACGACGACUCGGUAGACCAGCUCGCCGCUACGACCUUUGACCUCAAAGGUCUCGCCGACAAGGAGAUCAAAUGCGUCGCGUCCUACGAUGACGUCUGCCUGACAGUAGGCUCCAACAAAUCCCUCACUUCCGUCACCGACUAUGAAAAUCCCCUGACCGUUUCCCGCGCCCUCAUCUCCGACCCCCUCUGUAUGGACUUUGGCGAUAAUCCCAACAUUGUUUAUACCGGCCUCCGAAACGCAAAGGUCCUGAUGACGGAUCUGCGGACGCCGACUAGUCAAGCGGCGGCUUUGUGCCGUGUGCCAGGAGGCAAGGCGGUGAUUGGCGUGAAGAGACUGGAUGAUGGGGCGGUACCGUUCGGCCUUGUCGCGAGCGCUAUGGGCAAUGAACUAUUGAUUUACGAUACGCGAUUCGGUAGCUCCCCACUCCAUACCCUCCCCGACCACAUCAACAAGUUCAACUUUCCCCUCGAUCUGGCCGUCACCCCAGACUCGAAGUUCCUCUUUGCGUCGGGCAGCGAUCGCAGAAUAGGGCUAUGGUCGACCAUCACUGGCGAGCGGAUACAUCCUACGUCGGAAGAUGAACCGCCGGGACCGAGCAGUAAUCCCCUCAAGCGGAUAUUCCCGGGAAUGGUGCAGAAGCUGGCGGUGAGGGAGGAUUAUGGGCUGCUGGUGGGGUGCGGGGCGGAGGUGAUGCACUUUGGAAAGGCGAGGCCGGGAAGAGGGAGGCGUGACUUUGGGCACGGGAGUGGAGGGGACGACAGUGAGGAGAGUAUGGAUGAGGACGGGGAGGAUGAGAUGGCGCAGCGGGUGCGUUUAGAGGAGCUGGACUAG
Dioszegia hungarica is the source of this 1428-nucleotide messenger RNA. RefSeq lists its product as uncharacterized. The transcript has 6 exons. Gene Ontology annotation, molecular function: protein binding. Gene Ontology annotation, cellular component: Cul4-RING E3 ubiquitin ligase complex. The record is from RefSeq and is a predicted model, not a curated record. Bases 1 to 1428 code for a protein of 475 amino acids. Lineage: Eukaryota; Fungi; Basidiomycota; Tremellomycetes; Tremellales; Bulleribasidiaceae.